AGAGGAGGAGGAGGGAUGGCGGCGGCUGCGGCGGAGGGCGCGGCGGCGAAGGCGCUGCGGGCGGUGCUGGGGCGCGCGGCGAAGGCGGCGGAGCGGUCGGGGCGCGCGGCGGAGGCGGUGCGGGUGGUGGCGGUGGGGAAGACGAAGCCGGUGUCGAUGGUGCGGGAGCUCUACGACGCCGGCCACCGCUGCUUCGGCGAGAACUACGUCCAGGAGUUCGUCACCAAGGCGCCGCAGCUUCCAGAAGAUAUCCGGUGGCAUUUCAUCGGCCACCUGCAGAGUAACAAGGUGAAAUCACUGUUAGCUGCUGUUCCAAAUCUUCACAUGGUUGAGGGUGUAGAUAAUGUAAAGAUUGCUAACCACCUUGAUCGUGCUGUUAGUAGCUUGGGAAGGGAUCCUUUGAAAGUUUUGGUACAAGUAAACACUAGUGGAGAAGAAUCAAAAUCUGGUAUUGAUCCCUCCAGAUGCGUCGAGCUUGCCAAGCAUGUGAAGUUAGCAUGCCCACACCUAAUAUUUUCAGGUCUCAUGACAAUAGGAAUGAAAGACUACUCCUCAACACCAGAAAAUUUUAAGGCACUGGUAAAUUGUAAACUUGAAGUUUGUAAGGCCAUUGAUAUGCCGGCAGAACAGUUUGAACUCUCCAUGGGAAUGUCUGGUGACUUUGAGCAAGCGUUGCAGGUUGCUUCUUCAAUGGCAGGUUCGGAGGAUUUGAGCGGUUUGACAGCUUCCCUUGGAGAGUUACACGUUGAAUCAUCAGCUCUGAAGGACAGUGAAAUUUCUCAUCCUGGCAAUGCGUUUGAUGAUGAUGCUAUCGCUGAUGAUGAUGUAUGGGAUGAUGUUUCGGAUUCUCCUGGUCAUGGAUCCACAUUAGACAGAGAGUGGGCUCACAGGCAGAACCAGUUUCAUAAGAUGGGAUACAGGGAUGGUAUAGCUGAAGGACAGAAGGACAUUGCCCAAGAGGGCUUCAAUGUUGGGUUUGGGCAAUCUGUGCAUGUUGGCUAUAAGUGGGGACUUGUUCGUGGGAUUACCAGUGCAUUAGCUAGUCUCCCAGACAACUUGAAGGAAAAGAUGUUCCCCAAUGUCCAGUGCAGAGGACAACUCCAAGAUCUGAAUAAUUCUGUGCAAGAAAUUUCAGCAGAAGACGCACUUCAGAUGUUUCAUGAGAGCAUUCUUCGGAGUAGCCAUUCAUCAGAGGAACCAGAUGCAACAUUAAAGAGAGCUACAGAUUCCAGUAGGUUGCAAAGCCUCUCAAAGGAUCUUGUGAUUUUGUUGCAUGAAUGCCCAGAUGUGAAAGUUAGUGAAGAAUUGACAGGAGAUUCAUAAACAAGUUGGCGGAAUUGUGAGCACUACCAAUCCUAUGUCUGGCCUAGUUGCUACUUGUGUCGAAUUUCAGUUUGCUGAACAUUGAGGAAGAUGGUGAUUCAGGGGUGUUGUUGGAGAUGGAAGCGAUUCAAUUCCUUGAUCUCGCAACCCUGAUUUGCUGUUUCAAACUCAGAAGGCUUAAUUAAGCCUCAAAGACCAAGAAAUUAUUAAGAAUGUAAUUGUAAAUCUUGUAACUAAGGUUUCAUUGAUCAUAUAAGCCUUUCCUUUUCCUGCUAGAUAUAACCGGUUUUGUAUCUCUAACUCGCAGUAUGCACACACACAUUUCACUAGAACUUUGGCAGAUGCUAAGAUGAUAACUUCCUGAAUAUCUUCUGCAGAAAGUCUGAUGUAUGACAGUUGCAUUGUAACUUUGCAUCUUCUGGUUCCAGGAAGUGUUACUUUUUUUAUCAAUUGAGAAGGUUCGAGCCA
Molecule: messenger RNA, 1791 nt
Organism: Oryza sativa Japonica Group (Japanese rice)
Lineage: Eukaryota; Viridiplantae; Streptophyta; Magnoliopsida; Poales; Poaceae
Source: RefSeq, a predicted model, not a curated record